AGAAUAUUUUUAGGAGGAAUAUGAGAAAAUGAAAAAAGAGUUCAUAGAGCAAACAAAAAAAGAUUUUGAAGAAGAAUUGAAGCAAUUAAAAAGCGACAAUAUGACCAUCAAGGAGAAAUACGAAACUAGUUUGAUUGAACUAGAAAAGGCCAUUAAAGAAAAAGAAAUGCGCGAAGAAAAAAUGAAAGAACUGGGAUGUGCAAUCCAACAGUGCGAGGAGUAUCAGAAAAAAUACGAAAAAGGCUUAGCCGAAAUUAAGAAAAUUAACAGAGAAAAGGAGGAACACGAGAAGAAAAUUAAAGAAUUGGAACAAUCACUAAAAGGAUUUGAAGAAAGUAAAACAAAAUAUGCCGAAAGUGUUAAAGAAAUUGACAACCUUAGGGCUAAAGCAACUCAAGCAACGUUUGAGUUUCAAGAAGAGUUAAAAUUGGCAGGACGUAAAGGACAACCUGAUUACACAACAAAUGAAGAAAAAGAAAAUUUAAGAAGAAAAGCUAUGGUUGCGUUGGAAGCUAAUAAUAACUUACAAGUUCAAUGUUUGAAAAAAUUGGAAGAAAAAAUGAAAGAAAUUUAUAUAUUAAAACGACAAAUUGAAAAUUUAGAAGGAAAGGAACUAGCUGCAAGAGAAUCAAACUCUAAUGAAGAGAGAUGUUUAAAGGAAAAAGAAAUUUCUAAUUUAAAAGACUGCAUAAAACAGCUGGAAGGAGGACAAGCGUGCACCAAACUUGCAAACGAAAGUUUACAGACAAUGGUAAAUAAUUAUCGAAAGUCUGUUGCCGAAUUGGAGGAAACUGAGAAGCACUUAAGAACUGAGAUUUCUCAACAAAAUAUAACUAUACUUAAUCUCCAAGAGGCGUUGUUAGCCGCGAAACAAGAACUCGAGGAGAUUCGACAAAAAGCAGCUAAAGAAAUUUAUAAGAGGGUGAAAAUAAUGAACAGCCUGUAUACAGAUUUGGUUAAAGUAGAAGAAGAGUAUUCCAGUAGCUCUAAAGAGUGCGAAAACUUGUCUGUAUUAUUAAAUAAUUUGAGGGACGAUUAUUUAGAUUUGGAAGUUGAAAAUUUUAAUCAUCUCCAGGAUAUAGAGAUGCUUGAUUGUCUCGUAUUAAAGUAUCAACAAAUCAAUAAGUUAAACGAGCAAAGCAUGCGAGCUGUUGUAAAGAAAAUGAAAAUUGAAAAGCAGGAGUACGAAAAUGUGAUUAGCUAUCUUAAAAAUGAAAUGGCAAUAUUAUCUGACCAGCUUCAAAAAUUGCAACAUCUACUGAAAAUAGCAAACACAUCAAAUUUGGAUAUGGAAAAUAAAACACUCGCGGGCAACCUGAUCGACGCUCAAGCAAUUAACAAUGUUCUUCAGGAACAACUUAAAGUUGCCGAAACGCAGUUAGCCUACGAAAUGAAAAUGAACAAACAUUACAUUACACUUACUGAAGAAUUACAAGAUAAGCUCAGUUCUGAAACGGUUAAAAAUCACCGGAUUCAACAAAAGGUGAAGGAAAUUCAGUUUCAAUUAGAAAAAUCGAACUCUUUCGUCAGAUCAUUGGAAAAUACAGUCAAGGACUUGGAGAGUACCAUUAUUAUUUACGAGAGGGAUCUUGAAAUGGGAAGGAAACGGGAAAAACAGCAAGAUAAAGAAAUUGAAAUAUAUCGUAAACAGCUAAGAGACAUCAGUGAUAAGUUUAUGGAUUUGGAUGAGAAAUAUAAAGAACUUGAAGCCGAAUUGGAAAUUAAGAAUCGAUCGAUGUUAGAGAAAGAGAAUAAAAUUAAACAAGAUUAUGAAGAAAGAGAGAGAGUACGAGCAGAUUUGGGUCAGCAGUUAACAUAUGCAAAGGAAGAGCUUGGAGGAUUAAGGAUUGAAAUGAAUAAAACAAUAACUGCGCAAAAUGCGCUACGGCUAGAGAAUGAAAAACUUAAAACACAGUUGAACACUUUACACGUUGAUAGAAACUCCCUUGAGCAGCAAGUUGUUGACAGAACUCAAGAGGUGGAGCAAUAUUUGCAGGAAAUACAGAAUCUUCAGGCGGACAAGGAAACUACCGAACAAAAAUACAAGAUAUUAAAAACCGAAUUACAAGGUUUACAAUCGGCUUUCGAUAAUUUGAGCAAACAGUACAUGAAUAAAGCAGAAUCAUUAAUAUCGUUGGAAAUGGAACUGGUCGAUACCAAAUCCAGCCAUACUCAACUGUGCAAUGAAAGCAAAAAAGUUGUCGAUAAUGUACGUUGUUGGUUGGAAGAACAAAAGGAGAUAAAUUUAAAAUUGGAACGGAAUAUUAAAGAAAAGGAAAGUACCAUUAACAAAUUAAAGGGUGAAAUAAGGAAUUUGAAAUGUCAUCUGACGCUUCCUAAUAAACUGCCUACGACAUAUGAACGAAGACCAACACAUCCUCUUAUCCGUACGUCCCUUAUGCAAGCGUUGAGUCCUACGCAUCCAUGGAGUCUCGGCUCUCAAGGAUCUGAGUCAAGUUACAGUACAAAUCCGGCUGAGGGUGAUGAGGAAACAGCAACCAGUGACAUUGAUACUACCGAGUCAUGGCUGUACCGAGUUGAAAGUAUGACCGAGCAAUUACAGAGAAGUAAUAAUUAUUGGAAAAACAGAAUACACGAUCAUGAAUACAUGGUAACUAGAGACCAGUGAACGAAUAAUAAAUUUUGCCUAUAUGUGUACAUUAUAUAAAUUCAUUAUUUUUUUCUAUUUCAUCCAUUCUUCAU
This is a messenger RNA of Agrilus planipennis (emerald ash borer), 2703 nucleotides long. Its product is annotated as spindle pole body component 110. Lineage: Eukaryota; Metazoa; Arthropoda; Insecta; Coleoptera; Buprestidae. The transcript is spliced from 18 exons. The record is from RefSeq and is a predicted model, not a curated record. The coding region runs from base 29 to 2629 and encodes 866 amino acids.